GGUAUCGAUUAUUUCGUAUUAACUAUGUCGAGCAUGGUUUUAUAUGCGGUAAUUACAACUUUAAAAUGUCUUUAUUUCCCUAUCAUAGUCAUUCUUUAAAUCCGUUCAAUUCUUUUUAAAGUGAAGACAGCUUUAAUCCUUAACAUCAGGAAUUGUCAGAUCUGGUUCGAAGUAGUUAUCUUGAGCUCAGCUAGGGCGAGGGCGCUCUAGUGAAUUAACGAAUCCUGGAGGUCUUAACAAAGGCAUCUAAAAAAUAUCCGUAACGUAAUACCAGCAUCAAACAACCGAAGGGAGCCAUCAUUACGGCACGGUCAUACCGGCGACUUGUCUCGAAUUGAGUUACUCGGCUUGCGCGUCGGAUGACUUGAAAGGGGUUGGCGUCGUAUAGAAAUUACAUUGAUUCUGGUAGAAUUAAUUUAACUCGGGUGGUCAGCUACGGACGAGUCCCUCCGCCCCGGCUUAUUGAACCCGUUACUGGGGAGCCGGAGGCACUUCGAUAAAAAGUGCCCGUUUGACAACAUAAAAUAUGCGGUCGUGACUCGGUUGAAAGGGGACAGGACAGGCACACACACCUUUUGUCGGUAUUCUGAAAACGCAAGCCGCACUGCAGCAUUGCUCGCUCAUAUAGCGAAUGUGUGGGCUGACAGGAAGAGAUUUAUGAUAUCAUGCUUUUUGUAAUACAACACAUACAGGUUGGCAAUAGAAAAGCCCAGUAGGGCAGAAUGAUGACUUGGCUUUCAAGUAGGCCAAGAAUUAGAUUGAACACACACAUACACGGGCCAUGCCCACACUGAGUCACGUUGCCUCUGAUCUUCAUUCUCUGUGGAUUUUUCAAAAAUAGACGAUUAAUCCAGUGAGAUGAGCAGCACUGAGUUGUCAAUCUCUCUCACUGCCUUUCAUCAGCGUCUGUAUUUGUGUGACCAAGGACAAAGGCUGAUUGAUUUCGGAUGAACACAAAGUUGUAAAUGAUUGACAUUUGCAGAUUUUCCAAGGUCCACGUUUGGAUACAUUCCCACCGAUAAGGGAAGUGUCGGUUAGGGGCGAAUAUGCGUUGCGACACUGACAGUUAAAAGAGAUGUGUUCCGUAAGCACAAGCAGGAAAUCUGUUUCAGGUGGUCGAGUCGGGCGUUUUCACGUCGCUCUUCCUGUGUGUCUUUUGUGCCUUGAAUGUGAAAAUGAAACCGCUUGGUCUUUUAACAAGCCUUACAUAGAAUAUUUUUUUCUUUUAUAUGUUCCAUUUUUGUGUGACUCAUAAAGCGCAGCAAAUGACUCAGGCAUAACAUAGGGACCAGUCCGAGCACCGAUCCUGUUUCACAGGUUCAGUUCUUGGAGAAUGUUGGAGUGACGAGAAAAGGAGGAAGUGGGAUCUCUGACGCUCUGCCUUCUUUGCUGGUGGAGCCCUUUUGCAUCUGACCAGUCUGAUCAAUGUGUCAUGGGUUGAAGACUGACAAUAAAAGCCGAAGUUCAGGGAACAAGACUUGGACUCUUGGACUUCUUGGAUACAAAACGAUCCUUUCGCUAGUCACUCAGGCAGACGUACAGAGGCUGUCUGCGAGUGAACAUUUGAAAGCUUGAGGGCUGAGGCAGUAUCUUCAUCAGGACCAUGGCAAGCCACGUUAAGGCCAAUCUCGAAUGUCCGGCCUGUUUGGAGAUCUUUAAAGAUCCUGUCAUGAUGCCGUGUACUCACAGCAUCUGCAAAGGCUGUCUCCAGAAAUGGCGGGAACAGAAAGGCAGUUACUCCUGUCCAGUCUGUAGAACAGAGUUUAAUUCCAUCGAUAUGCCUUUGAACUUGGCACUGAAGAACGUGUGUGAGGCUUUUUCACAAGCCUCAAUCGAGUUAAAGGACAUCUGCAGCUCGCACAAGGAGAAACUCAAACUCUUCUGUUUGGACCACCAGGAGCCUGUGUGCAUCAUCUGCAAAGAUUCAGAAAUCCACGCCAAUCACAAGUUCCGCCCCAUUGAUGAAGUUGCAGAAAGUAACAAAGUGAAACUCCAGGAAGUCCUGUUGGAUACAAAGAAAAGACUGAAAGAUUAUACCAAGGUAAGGGACAACUGCAAUAAAUUCUCAGACUACAUCAAGGUCCAGAGGGAGAAGGUGGAAAGCAAGAUUAAGAAGGAUUUUGAGGAGCUUCGUCACUUCUUGCAGGUUGAGGAGGAGGCCAGGUUGUCUGCUGUGAGGGACGAAGAGAGGAACAAGACUCAGAUGAUGAAGGAGGAAAUUAAGGCUCUCGACAUGCACAUAGUUGCUUUCUCAGACAUGAUCAGAACCGCAGAGGAGCAGCUGAUGUCUGACAACUUGUCCUUCAUGAAGAACUUCCAGACUUUGAUGACCAGAAUGCAGAAGCCUUCCAACAAGCCCGAGCAGCUCCUAUUGGGAUCUCUCCUGGAUGAAGCCAAACACGUGGGCAACCUCAAGUUCACUGCGUGGGAAAAAAUGAAGGAGAUUGUUUCCUACAGUCCCGUCAUUCUGGACCCUACCUCAGCCGGUGCAAAACUCAGUCUGUCUGAAGAUCUGACCAGCGUGAGUGCUGAUGCAGAACAGCAGCGUCCCCAAAAUCCAGGGAUGCUUUGGGAGGACGUUGUGUGCGGUUCUGCUUUGACCUCGGGGAUGAACGUUUGGGAUGUUGAGGUGGGAGACAACACUGACUGGCGGCUGGGGGUGGUGUGGGAAAAGUCCUUUGUCCUAUGGGGGUUCUGGAUCACAUUUCGAGAUGAUAAAUACACACUUUCUUCAAAACAAUCCGAAACGUGGUAUCCGUCAGUGAAACUGAAGAGGAUCCGAUUUCACAUCGACACUAACAAAAAAUCACUUUCAAUCACCGAAUCUCUAACAAGUACUUCAUUGCAUGAAGUAGAUAUUUCCAAGUGGGAUUUUUCAUCCGACAUGAAACGAGUCCCUUACUUUUUCACUAAGGAUAAAAAUCCUCUGAAAAUACUUCCAGUUCCGCAUUGUGUUACGAUUCAAAAUCAGUGAUGAUGUCAGAGAUCUUUUUUGUGACUGUCCAAUGUUUUCCUGUCAUUACGACGCGAGACUGGCGAAAUUAGAAUCUCCCACAUGAUGAUGCCUCCUUCUCCGUAGUGUUAACGUUGUGCCGGUGCAGAAGGUGGGGAAAAAUGUUUGAGACCUUGUUAGAUCAUUAACGAGCACCAUUUAUCAUUUGUAUUUGUUUGUUAAGACUAUUAGAAAGUGUGUGGCGAAAGCAAGCUGAAGAAUAUGAUGUGAUUACAUUGUCAAUGUUGCAACUGUUGGCUCACGAGUUUACCAUUUGUCAUUUUGUAAUUAAAAGGGGGAAGCAUGACUCAACUAAAUGCUCCAUACUUUGUAUUUUAUAUAUAUAAAACAAGAUGGUAAAUAGUUAUGUGUUUAUUUUUGGGGAUGACAGAGCAAGUAAUUAUUAAUUAAAGCACAGCAUCUCAAACUCGAAACUGAAAGAAUGACAAAGAUAAAUAAAGAUUAGUUUUAUUGCUGGAUCACCAAGAUAGAGGUUCCGUCAUAAAACUUUAUAACAGC
This is a messenger RNA of Syngnathus typhle (broad-nosed pipefish), 3511 nucleotides long. RefSeq names its product E3 ubiquitin-protein ligase TRIM35-like. The transcript has 2 exons. The record is from RefSeq and is a predicted model, not a curated record. Gene Ontology annotation, molecular function: zinc ion binding. NCBI's taxonomy places the organism in Eukaryota, Metazoa, Chordata, Actinopteri, Syngnathiformes, Syngnathidae. The coding region runs from base 1604 to 2974 and encodes 456 amino acids.